Messenger RNA from Owenia fusiformis, 5568 nucleotides. Lineage: Eukaryota; Metazoa; Annelida; Polychaeta; Sabellida; Oweniidae. The record is from the annotation of a GenBank genome assembly.
AUGGGGAAUUCUGCUCAGCAAUGGAGAAUGGCCAUAGGGACUUUCGGUGGAGGCCAGAAAAAUCAGACAUUCUAUUCAUCAUUCGUCAAAUCUCUAAAACAACUAGCAUUAAGACUUAGGCUAAUAAAACUGCUGCUGGUGAGAGCAGGAGUGGAGCAGAACCCCGGUCCACCAACCAAUGAUAAAUCAGAGGUAACCAAAGAAAUGUAUGAACUUGGUUGCAAAAUAAAAGCAUGUGACCAACAGACUGAGUUGAAAGAACAGGCAGACCUCAUGUGUCAACUUGGACAAGAGUAUAUCAAAUCAGCAACGACCUCAGAAAUCUGGUAUGAACACUAUGUUUGGUCCUGUGCAUUAUACAAUGCGGCCAAAUGUCGAAUUAAAAAAUUAAUUAAAAAACAAACUGAUGGCACAAACACAGCUCUUGAAGAUGACUUGGAACACACUGACAAACAACUCCAGCUUAUAGAAAAUAACUUUGUGAAGAAAUGCCGAGCUGCAAACAGCAAACUAUCUACAGAAGCUUCAACACAGAAGUACACUAACACACUUGAAAAUAUACGAGUGUACUCAAACGCCACCGUAAAUGAUAUCAUCGAAAAGUACAUGGUAGUUGAUGAUGUCACCACAGAGAUGAAAGACGAAGAUGAAGACAACACAAUAAAAUACAGCAAGGUGUUUUAUAAUGGACUUACACAACAGCUUUUAGAUUUUUAUAAGUCUAUUAUCCAUGAUUGUAUUUCUGUUUUAGGACACCCUGAUUGUAAGUUUGCAUUCUUAGCACUUGGUUCCAUAUCCCGAAAAGAGGUCACUGCUUAUUCAGAUAUUGAGUGGGCAAUACUGUUUGAUCCCUUAGAUAAACCAGUCGAUCAAAUCAAAACACAAUUGCGUAUGAUAGCCUAUUACAUGCAUUUGAAGGUGCUUAAUCUUGGGGAAACAUUGUUAAACUGCUUAGACAUACCUGUUCUGACAGAUUAUAACAAACACCUACCCCGUGACAUGAAAGACAAUGACUUUUAUGACAAAGCAACAACUAGGGGAAUUUCCUUUGAUGGGACACAACCUUGGGCUAGCAAAACAGCUAUUGGUAGAAAAACAGGAGUAGAUCCCAAUAAACCUUCCAGACUUGAACUUAUCAUGACUGUUGAUGAGAUGAGCAAGUUUCAAUUAACAGAUGAAUCAAUUAAAGAGGGCUAUCACCUUAGUGACGUUCUCAUGACAUCAACACUCAUAACUGGAGAAUUCGCCUUAUGGAAUGAAUACAAUGAAAUAGUACAUUCCAUACUAUCAUCACCAUCCAAAACUAAUCCAGAUAUCACUAUAGGAAGAGAACGAGCAUUAAGAACACUAGAGAAAGAUUUGAAAAAAUAUAGUGAAAAUCCCUUGUCAUCAGAAUCAUUCACUCAGAAAAUGCAUACAAAGCAUGAUAUAUAUAGAUUUGCUACAAUCACUAUAAAUAUUCUGAAACUCAUGCAUGGUUGCACAUCAUUUGCUCCUCUAGAUGUGUUAGAGGAAUUGAGAGGGAAGGGUAUUCUAACUGAAGGGGCAGCAAAAGAUCUACAAAUCAUGGUUUGUAGUGUAAUAAACCUUAGACACAUGGUCUAUGGAAGGUAUAAGCAACAAAAGGAAUUCAUAUCAUUCUUACCAAGGGACUCUCAAGAUGAUGAAACAACAGAAGUGAUGCCAGUCAGAAGUUUUACAGCCAUAUUAAGAUUUUUUAACACAUUCAUACCCUGGUGUGAAUUUCUCAAAUCAAACUUGAAUGUAAGCGGUAUCUGGGCAUAUAGAGAGAGAUAUCGUGAAGGAAACAAUGAAGUGAAAGCGCAAUUAUAUGAGAACAUUUUCUUCUUCGAUAGAGCAUUGCACUCUUAUAAAACAGAGUUAAAAACACUUCAAAGCCAAGAUGCAGGAGAGCAAGAGUGGAAAAUAGCUUCUAUAAAGACAGCAAUAGGUUCAUUGUAUAUAUCACAAGGGAAUUACUCAGAUGCACUAUCAUAUUAUAAAGACAUUCUGAAAGUAUGCAGAAAAAUCAAUGAUGAAAAUUGGGUAUCUGGCUCACUUAACAACAUAGGUCUUGUGUAUAAUAAGAUGGGAGAUCUGACUGAAGCACUUGAGUAUCAUCAAGAAUGUCUGACAAUGUUAAGACUAAUACACAAAGACAGUCCCCACCCAGAUGUUGCAAUGUCACUUAACAACAUAGGUCUUGUGUAUAAAGACAUGGGAAAUCUGACUAAAGCACUUGAAUAUCAUCAAGAAAGUCUGAAAAUGAAAAAACAAAUUCACAAAGACAGCCCCCACCCAAAUGUUGCUUCAUCACUUAACAACAUAGGUAAUGUGUAUAGUAAGAUGGGAGAUCUGACUAAAGCACUUGAAUAUCAUCAAGAAAGUCUGACAAUGUAUAGACUAAUCUACAAAGACAGUCCCCACCCAAAUGUUGCUAGCUCACUUGGCAACAUAGGUAAUGUGUAUACGAACAUGGGAGAUCUGACUAAAGCACUUGAAUAUCAUCAAGAAAGUCUGACAAUGUAUAGACUAAUCUACAAAGACAGUCCCCACCCAAAUGUUGCUAGCUCACUUGGCAACAUAGGUAAUGUGUAUAAGAACAUGGGAGAUCUGACCAAAGCACUUGAAUAUCAUCAAGAAUGUCUAACAAUGUUAAGACUAAUUCACAAAGACAGUCCCCACCCAGAUGUUGCUAGCUCACUUGGCAACAUAGACAGCCCCCACCCAAAUGUUGCUUUAUCACUUAACAACAUAGGUAAUGUGUAUAGUAAGAUGGGAGAUCUGACUAAAGCACUUGAAUAUCAUCAAGAAAGUCUGACAAUGUAUAGACUAAUCUACAAAGACAGUCCCCACCCAAAUGUUGCUGGCUCACUUGGCAACAUAGGUAAUGUGUAUACGAACAUGGGAGAUCUGACCAAAGCACUUGAAUAUCAUCAAGAAAGUCUGACAAUGUAUAGACUAAUCUACAAAGACAGUCCCCACCCAAAUCUUGCUAGCUCACUUGGCAACAUAGGUAAUGUGUAUAAGAACAUGGGAGAUCUGACUAAAACACUUGAGUAUCAUCAAGAAUGUCUGACAAUGCAAAGACUAAUACACAAAGACAGUCCCCACCCAGCUGUUGCUAGCUCACUUGGCAACAUAAGUCUUGUGUAUAAGAACAUGGGAGAUCUGACCAAAGCACUUGAAUAUCAUCAAGAAUGUCUAACAAUGUUAAGACUGAUACACAAAGACAGUCCCCACCCAGAUGUUGCUAGCUCACUUGGCAACAUAGGUCUUGUGUAUAAUGACAUGGGAGAUCUGACUAAAGCACUUGAAUAUCAUCAAGAAUGUCUGACAAUGUUAAGACUAAUAUACAAAGACAGUCCCCACCCAGAUGUUGCUUCAUCACUUAACAACAUAGGUCUUGUGUAUAAGAACAUGGGAGAUCUGACCAAAGCACUUGAAUAUCAACACAAAGGUCUGAGAAUGUAUAGACUAAUACACAAAGACAAUCCUCACCCAAGUGUUGCUACAGUAUUGUAAAACAUAGGUAUCAUACAUGAAAAUGAAGGAGCAUACAGAAGCACUGACUUAUUACUUUGAAGCCCUGAACAUUGCUCAUCAGUAUGGAGGAGAUUCACACCCUGAUUACAUUGAAGCAUUAAAAUUGAUUGAAAAGUGUACAGAAUAAAUCAUUUGUUCAUGCACUCUAACACGAAUAAAUCAUAGACAUUAAAACAUUGACAUUUUAUCAAUGAUCUAGUCAAAUGUUGUAAGGUACACCCAUUCUGCUUGACACUUGGAAUUAGAAACAAAUAUGAUGAUCCAUAUUAAUUUUCUUAUAUUUUUACCAUUUUUAAGAUGGAGGCCCUCUCUAAUCUAACAGUUUCUUUAUACCAAAUUACUAAAACUUAUCAAACCACAUAUGUUUAAAGGAAUGCAGCCAAGCCCAACAAACUCCAAUUAUACAGUGAAACCUAUAAAGUGGAACACCUCUACAAACAGACAGGUUUUACUGUAUACUCCUAUGUAAGUACCCAUACUGCCUGACUGGCAGUGACAGACCAAUCUGACAGCCCCGUGAGUGAUGACUGUGUCAAAAACAGAGCAGCCUUAUUGUAUAUAGUGAAAACCGAUAUUGAAGUGUCUUCCUUUUGGUAAGAUCAAAAUGAUUACCUAAUUCCAAUGUUUUUGCUUAACCCAUCCAUUUGCUAACAAAACACUACAAUUCCUUAUCUCCUCAUUAUUUCAGAAGAACAUAAGUUGAUUGAGUCUCAACCUGUAAAAUAUAUGAACCCGGCAUAUAUUGAAUUCCAGUGACCUCCUUAUUGGGAGAUACAUAUUUCUAGCAUUUUAAGUUUGAAAUUAUAUUAUUAGUGCUUUAAUACCAGUAUAUCCUUUCAUUAUAGUGACAUAAUAUGUGUUAACCUGUAUCUUGUGCCAUUGCAAACUUGUACUUUUAGUUAGAUUAAAGCAUAUAUACUAAAUGGUGUUGCAAAUGAAAAAUUGAUUCAAAAUAGAUCUGUGCAGCAGAACACAGAAACCUGUAAUGUGGAACACCUGAUAAACACCUGAUAAAGAGACAAAUUUCAGAGACUAACUGACUAAACCUCUAUGAGGUGUUCCACUUAGACAGGUUUUGUUGUGCUUAAUUUUGAAAGAUAAGAGUAGUGACAUUUAAUAAUUUAUAUUGUACUAAAAAUGCAUUCUGAUACCCAUAGCAUCUUUCUGUUUCACCUGAAACUCAGGGCUGAGAAGAAAUGAGAUCUCAUGGUUUAUCAUGAUGCUAAAAAUGAUGCUUCAAUGAUUAUGAACACUUGCCCAAGAUGAUAUAUUCUAAUUCUUAUGCUCAAGACAGUGUUGUAUAACUUAACCCAAAAAGGAUAUCUUAACAGGACAUAAUUUUCAAUCCAAAAUGUUGACACAAUUUUCCCACCAGUUUUUAAAAUGCACCUUUUCACAAGGCAAUUUCUUAAAAAAUACAAUACAUAAAUCAAGGUGUGGAAAAUGAGUAAAACUCUAUUGUGUAUUAUAUGUUAUCUAUAUUUACUGUAUUUAACUCGACAGGUGGUAAAAGACACAAGAAUAUAAGAUGUAUAUCAGGGUUUUCAUCAGCAGCAGGCAACAGGUGGUUUUCACCAGUUGUUUUUUUAAGGACUUAUCAACUAUUCCAUGUUACAUUUGUGAUUUCCAUUAAUUUGCUUGUUGUUUUCAUUUAUUUAGCUGUUGUGAGAAAUUCUAGUGAAACCCCUGUAUAAUAAUACUGUAAAACACAUUAAAUUAGAAGGAACAAUUUUAAUUUGUGCAUGUAAAUUGCUUCUUUUUAUAUACUCAUGAUUUUUGGAUUUUUUCAAUUCAUGCCAAGCGUCAAUUUUGAAUUCGUGGCAUCCUAAAUUUGCAAUUUUACAAUAAUGGCAAAUUGAAGAUGUCCAUGAAUUUGGCGUUUUUACAGUUCCAUUGGCUCUUGACAAUGAUAUAGCUGUAAUAUUCUGUACUUAGUUUGAUAUGAGCAGUUCUUCAUUUUUAAGAUGUUAGUGACUACUUGGGCCCAAUCUAACGUACAUGUAUUUGCACUUAUAAAGAAAA